ACACACACACUCGCGCACGACCAAGAUAAUCGCCUGGCCUUGGUGAAGGUUAUAUAUUGUUAUUUUUUAGUUUGACAUUUGUUUACAUAUUUCUAUUGAAAAUAAAAAACUCACUGGUGCCUUAAAAAUACAAUAAUAUUUACAUAUUUAAUCAUGACAUCUUCAAAGGAUUUAAAUAUUGCCAGGAAAACUCUUCUUGCUUCACUUGGUGAAAAUAGUAAAUUGUACUUGGAAAAAAUGAAAUUAUGGUUUCAAAUGAAGACAUCAAAAGAGGAGUUUGAUUGUGAAGCAAGAAACAUCAUGACUGAGGAUCAAGUUCAUUUGCAUAAUGAAUUUUUAUUGUGUUUAUUUAACAAAGUUAGAGGAUUAGCAACAGCAGCACCUUCAAGACCACUUAAAUCCAACAAUACUCAUCAUUCACAUAUUGACAGGGAUAAAACAAACAAGGACAAGAGACUAAGAUUAAAAAGAAAAUACAAAACAGACAAAUCAAACUUUGAGCCAGCAGAUAUGUAUGUUGAAGUAUUGAGUCAAAUGUCAUCACCAGUUGGUGAUGAACCAAUUGGUGCAAAUCGUUCAAGUGCCCAAGAAUUAACACUACCUGAUAGAACAUUUGUUCUUGCAAGAUUAAUGCUAGCUGCUUGGGAAAAUAAUAUGGAUGGUGCUGAAGAAAAUACAGCUCAUAUUAUUAUUGCAGCAACUCAGGUAUUUUUAAAAAAUCUCAUAACAGCAAUGAUAACAAGAAGAAAAGGUUUUCUUGUUAGAGAUGAUACAUUUAUCUACAAUAUUGGCGAACCAGUGCCUAGUUCAUGGAAAAGAAAUACUAUUCAUAUGCCUGGUGGUAUUCAUUCAAAUCAUCCAACUGAUGUAAUUGAUCCCGAGGGUCAAGUUCCAUCAAUAAAAAAAAGUAUUGAUGAUAUUGAACAAGCAACAGCAUUUGCAAUGGCAUGUUCAUCACAAACUCUACCACCACAACUUCCACCAGUUGGUAUUGAUGAACUUCUUCACACAAUGAAAAUCCACAAAAAUCUCAUCAACAAUCAUACAAUAUAUGCAACAAAUAUGGAACGUUUAUUCAAUUAUUCGACACACACAACAUGGGAAGAUCUUGAGGCGAAAAAAAUGCUUUGUUCUUCCUAGAUAUAUUUUUUUUGU
Aphidius gifuensis is the source of this 1155-nucleotide messenger RNA. RefSeq names its product transcriptional adapter 1-like. Gene Ontology annotation, molecular function: transcription coactivator activity. The record is from RefSeq and is a predicted model, not a curated record. The coding region runs from base 154 to 1140 and encodes 328 amino acids. The transcript has 5 exons. NCBI's taxonomy places the organism in Eukaryota, Metazoa, Arthropoda, Insecta, Hymenoptera, Braconidae. Gene Ontology annotation, cellular component: SAGA complex. Gene Ontology annotation, biological process: regulation of transcription by RNA polymerase II.